Messenger RNA from Dentiscutata heterogama, 166 nucleotides. The record is from the annotation of a GenBank genome assembly. Lineage: Eukaryota; Fungi; Glomeromycota; Glomeromycetes; Diversisporales; Gigasporaceae.
AAAAGUAAUACAGAGGCUGACCUGAUUGUAGAAGACGUGAAGGUAUUUUCUAGUCAAGAAAGCGUAAAUGAUACAAAAGAAGAGGUGGCACAAGAACUAGAAAAGAUGCCAAGCAUUACAGCCAUGGUGACGAGCUCUAAAACUUUAGAAGAUGCACUAAAGCUCA